Emiliania huxleyi CCMP1516 is the source of this 153-nucleotide messenger RNA. RefSeq lists its product as hypothetical. NCBI's taxonomy places the organism in Eukaryota, Haptophyta, Isochrysidales, Noelaerhabdaceae. The annotation marks the transcript as partial. The record is from RefSeq and is a predicted model, not a curated record. The transcript has a single exon.
CAGGAGGGGUACGCGGCGGAGGGGUACCCGCAGGAGGGGUACCCGCAGGAGGGGUACCCGCAGGAGGGGUACCCGCAGGAGGGGUACCCGCAGGAGGGGUACCCGCAGGAGGGGUACCCGCAGGAGGGGUACCCGCAGGAGGGGUACCCGCAG